This is a messenger RNA of Oncorhynchus nerka (sockeye salmon), 6905 nucleotides long. Its product is annotated as protein jagged-1b-like. Gene Ontology annotation, cellular component: protein-containing complex; plasma membrane. Bases 331 to 4176 code for a protein of 1281 amino acids. Gene Ontology annotation, molecular function: calcium ion binding; Notch binding. The transcript has 26 exons. The record is from RefSeq and is a predicted model, not a curated record. Gene Ontology annotation, biological process: cell communication; Notch signaling pathway; heterophilic cell-cell adhesion. NCBI's taxonomy places the organism in Eukaryota, Metazoa, Chordata, Actinopteri, Salmoniformes, Salmonidae.
CCGUCACUUUCUGUGUAGUUCGGACAAGCUUUCAGAUCAGCUGUGGACAGACAGAGUAAAUCAACCUGCAUGCUUUUUUCUGCAGAUAACUAAAUGGAUAGCAAAGGAAUAUAAAGAUACGAACUAACUAGAAGACCCUGAGCAGACAGAGGAAAAGGAAAAAGGAAGCUUUUUUAUUUAAAAAAAAUCUGUGUUGCAAAACUGUGUCUUGUUGGAGAAAGUCUUGUUCUCUACUCCGUGAAUGUUUUACAUUGGAGAAGUGCAUUGGUGCUUUUAAUCGGCCAGACGCGGUCUAGUUUCCAAGCGGAGCGGCAAGACAACACCAGAGACAUGAUUUUGAGACUGGGCUCGGUUGUUGGCGUUGCUGCUUUUUGUUUACAUGCGUUAUUCUUGUGGUUUUAUGCAAAGGUGGUGGAGGGAACCGGUCAGUUCGAGUUGGACAUCUUAUCGAUGAACAACCGGAACGGUGAGCUUCUUAACGGGCAGUGUUGUGACGGUUCACGGAUCACCGGGGAUCGGAAAUGCAGGAUGGAUGAGUGUGAUACGUAUUUUAAAGUGUGUUUGAAGGAAUACCAGUCGCGGGUCUCGGCUGCGGGACCGUGCAGUUUCGGGUCCGGAUCUACGCCUGUCCUGGGAGGAAAUGUAUUUUCUUUGAAGAGCUCUGCGAGGAAUGAAAGAUCCAGGAUUGUUUUGCCGUUCAGUUUUGCCUGGCCAAGGUCAUACACGUUGAUAGUGGAAGCCUUGGACGCUAAUAACGACACGAGUGGUGGUGAUGGUCAGGUGAUUGAGAAGGCGUCCCACUCUGGGAUGAUCAACCCCAGUCAUCAGUGGCAGAAGCUCAGCCACAACGGUCCUAUUGGUCAGUUUGACUAUCAGAUCCGGGUCAGCUGUGACGAGCACUACUACGGCUUCGGGUGCAACAAGUUCUGCCGACCCCGAGACGAGUUCUUCGGGCACUACACCUGCGACUACAACGGGAACAAGACCUGUCUGGAGGGCUGGUCUGGACUAGAAUGUAACACACCUAUCUGUCGGCAGGGCUGCAGUACAGAACAUGGACACUGCAAAGAGCCAGAUGACUGCAAGUGUCUGUAUGGCUGGCAGGGGCAGUACUGUGACCAGUGUAAUCCUCACCCUGGAUGUAUCCAUGGAACCUGUGUUGAACCAUGGCAGUGUCUGUGUGAUACCAACUGGGGAGGACAUCUCUGUGACAAAGAUCUGAACUUCUGUGGGACCAAACAGCCCUGUCUGAACGGAGGAACCUGCAGCAACACGGGACCUGACAAAUACCAGUGUUCCUGUGUUGAGGGCUACUCUGGAGUCAACUGUGAGAGGGCAGAGCAUGCAUGUCUGUCCAACCCCUGCUCUGAUGGAGGGAGCUGUGUCGAGACCAGUCAAGGUUAUGGGUGUGUAUGUGGAGCGGGUUGGAGCGGACCCUCCUGUAGCAUCAAUGUUGAUGAGUGCUCUCCUAACCCCUGUCACCACGGUGGGACCUGUCAGGAUCUGGUUCAUGCUUAUAAGUGUCACUGUCCUCCUCAGUGGACCGGCAAGACCUGUCGCAUAGAUGCCAACGAAUGCGACAGCAAGCCCUGUGUCAACGCCAACUCCUGCCGCAACCUGAUUGGUGGAUACUUCUGCGAGUGUGACGCUGGUUGGACGGGGCUGAACUGUGACAUCAAUCUCAACGACUGUAAAGACCAGUGCCACCACGGAGGAACCUGCAUGGACUUGGUGAACGGGUACCGCUGUGUGUGUCCUGCGGGUUACUCUGGAGACCACUGUGAGAGAGAUGUGGAUGAAUGUGCCGGCGCUCCCUGUCUGAACGGCGGGCGAUGCCAAGACCAGGUCAACGGAUUCACCUGCCUCUGUCUGGCCGGGUUCUCUGGACAUUUCUGCCAAUUGGAUAUAGACUACUGCUUCGCCAACCCCUGUCAGAACGGUGCUCUAUGCUUCAACGUCGCUAAAGACUACUACUGUGGCUGUUCAGAAGACUACGAGGGAAAAAACUGCUCUCACCUCAAAGACCACUGUCACACCACCACGUGCAAAGUGAUUGACAGCUGCACGGUUGCCGUGGGAUCCAACAGUACCCCUGGAGGAGAGCGGUACAUCUCCUCCAACGUGUGUGGUCCUCACGGACGCUGUCGGAGCCAGGAUGGAGGACAGUUCAGCUGUGACUGUCAGGAGGGCUUCAGAGGCACAUACUGUCACGAGAAUAUUAAUGAUUGUGAGAGCAGCCCGUGUGGUAACGGAGGAACCUGUAUAGAUAAAGUCAGUGUGUACCAGUGUAUCUGUGGAGACGGCUGGGAGGGGGACCACUGUGAGAUCAAUAUAGAUGACUGCAGCACUAGUCCAUGUCAUAAUGGAGGAACAUGUCAAGACCUGGUGACUGAUUUCUUCUGUGAGUGUAUGAACGGCUGGAAGGGGAAGACCUGCCACUCCCGUGAGAGCCAAUGUGACGAGGUUACCUGUAACAACGGAGGGACAUGUCAUGAUGAGGGAGACACCUUCCAGUGCAAGUGUUCUCCUGGAUGGGAGGGGGCUACCUGUAAUAUAGCUAAGAACAGCAGCUGUCUUCCUAACCCCUGUCAGUACGGGGGAACCUGUGUGACCAGUGGGGACUCCUUCACCUGCGUCUGCAAGGAGGGCUGGGAGGGAGACACCUGUAAACAGAAUACCAACGACUGUAAUCCCCACCCAUGUUAUAACAGUGGGACCUGUGUGGAUGGUGAUAACUGGUAUCGAUGUGAGUGCACUCCAGGGUUCGCUGGGCCAGACUGCAGGAUCAAUAUCAACGAAUGCCAGUCCUCUCCGUGUGUGUUUGGUGCUACCUGUGUUGAUGAAAUCAAUGGCUUCCACUGCCUGUGUCCCCAAGACCGAUCAGGACCACGUUGUCAGGACGUGACAGGGAGACCGUGCUCAGGGAACAGUCGUGUCACCCCUGAUUUAGCCAAGUGGGAUGAGGACUGCAACACCUGCCAGUGCUUUAAUGGGAAGGUUGUCUGUACUCGAAUGUGGUGUGGUCUUAGGUCCUGCCGAGUCAGCGGUGGGGUUAAAGGCCACGGUAGCAGAGGAGGGUGUCUGUCUGGUCAGAGCUGUGUACCAAUCAGGGAGGAGCAGUGUUUUAUCCGACCGUGUCUGGGUCAGGGGGAGUGCCACCCCUCCUCCCCACCGCCCAACAAAUGCCACCCCAGCUCCGGUUACCACGACAACAGCUGUGCUAACGUAACACUUACGUUCACCAAAGAUACCAUGCCCAGGGGUCUGAGUAUUGAGGCAGUGUGUAAGCAGCUGAGACAACUGUACGUGGUCAAGAAUGUGUCCUCUGUUUCCAUAACCUGUCACCCUUCAACCUCCGCCAGCAACGAGAUCCAUCUCAGCAUCUACACAGUGGACCAGUGGAUGGACAGAUCACCUAUAAAGGAGAUAACAGAGAGGAUCAUCGAUCUGGUGUCUAAACGCCAUGGCAACAACAGCAUCAUCACCGCCAUUGCUGAGGUCAGAGUUCAGCGGACGCCGAGCACUAGCCACACCGACUACAUGGUUCCCCUCCUCUCUUCAGUCUUCAUCGUCUUGUGGAUCCUGGUGCUGGUCUCCGUCUUCAUGUGCUGCAUGCGUCGCCGGCGGAAACAUGGCAACGGAGCCUCGUCGUCCGUGGCGACGGAUGACAACACCACCAACAACGUCCGCGAGCAGCUCAACCAGAUCAAGAAUCCCAUCAACGUGAAACACGCUGGCGGCGGCCAUCUAACGACGUCGGUGGUCAUCAAAGACUACGAGGAUAAAAACUUGAUCGUCGCCAAGGUACGAACACACCACCGCCCUGAGGGGGAGGAGGACGACGAUAAAGAGAGACAGCUAGGGAAUAAAGGACGCUUUGUGGUUACAGCCAAACAGCCUGCCUACACACUGGUGGAGCGGGAGGAUCAGGGCCUCAAUGGAGGCCUGGGGGCCAACGGGCCCAGCGACGGGGACAUCAGGACCGCGGUGCAGCCCAGCUCCAAACACCCUAACUGGAUUAAUAAACAGGACAAUAGAGCCCCGGAGACGCCACACAGCAUCAACCAGAUGGACUACAAUAGAGCCCUGGAGACGCCACACAGCAUCAACCAGAUGGACUACAAUAGAGCCCUGGAGACGCCACACAGCAUCAACCAGAUGGACUACAUCGUAUAACAGGAAAUGAUAUAGCAGGAGGCAGGAAGUAGCAUGUAAACCCUGUGUAAAGAAUUCCCCCUUCCCUUCCUGGACGUUAUGGUCAUCCCGGCAAGGUGGUUCUUCUGAUACGCUGUGUUGACACUGUUUUCGUUUCGUGCAACCAUUGACCUUAGUGAAGAGGACAAGGGGGAGUGUUCUGGGAUUUGUAGUUCCUAAACUGCUGCGUCAUUAUUCUGUGACUACAAAGGUUUGUUGUUUGGAUGAAUGAAUCCAUGGCUGCAUCAGAUGAGGUACCCUAUUCCCUGUGUAGUGCACUACUUUUGACCAGGGCCCUAUGGGUUUGAUGCACUAUGUAGGGAUUAGAGUGCCAUUUGGGACAUUUCCCGUGACUGUUAAUUUAAGUUUGGACAAGCUGGCUACACUGGCAGAAAAGGUUGAGGCUGAGAACCAGGUGCUGUGUUUUCAUAUUUCAACACUUAUUACCUAAUAUUAUGACCUAAUAAUAAGUGCACUACUUUUGACCAGCGCCCAUAGGGCUCCCUCACAUAGGGCUCCUCCCAUAGGGCUCCCUCCCAUAGGGCUCCUCCCAUAGGGCUCCUCCCAUAGGGCUCCCUCCCAUAGGGCUCUCCCAUAGGGCUCCCUCCCAUAGGGCUCCUUGGUUUUCUGCAAAGUCACUGUUCAGGUAGUGGAUGUUGUUGGAAGGCCUCCCUUUCCUCUUGGGGUUUUCUGCAAAGUCAUUGCAAAAUAGUCUAAAGAAGGAAACAUUUAAGUUAGCAGCACAGUAUAUUUUGUAUUUGUGAGUUUUCCAUCUGUUCCAACUAGUUCUGUCUUUGUGAAAAUGUAUUUUUAGCUUCCUACUACAUCAACCAAUCAAAUCCAUCUUGAUUUACAUGGAUUAUCAUUUGUUUGUGGUGGGCGGGGCGAUGCCAGUAUCUACUGGCACUAUGAAGAAUGUCCACGUCAAUCUAGAACGUGUAGCUAUGUACAUUUAUUAAUCAUUGUGUAUAUUUGAUUUAUUAACUUAAUAAUAAUCAAGAGCCUAAAGAUAUAUUUCCCUUUUUAUUUAUAUGUUCUGUCUCUAGAUUUUGAAGGUUUUCGGUAGCUUUGUAAGUUUACAUUUAAUUUUGAUUGACAUUUUUAUUUUAUGAAACGUCAGAGGAAGAAGAAAAUAAGGACUUUUUCGAAGAAAAAUUAAUUCCCUGUUUAUUGGUUGUUGUUUUUUAAAAUAAUGAUUUCAGAUGUUUUCAAAUAUCCAUUUUGCCAAGACUUUGCAGGUUAAGGGGGUUGAUGUAAUAAAAACAAGACUGGUUGCUUUGUUAUAAAUUCUAAACGAUGGUGGCAGACAUAUUGUUUGUCCUGAAAACACAAACGGCCUUUAGCAGCAUCUAACUCAUAAUCCACAAAUGAUCAAAGCACAUUAAACAGUGUAUCACAUUCUCACAAAACAAUAUCUGACAACUUAGGGGAGAGUGGGGUAAAUCAAGCCUUUAUUGUUGCAUUCAUCAUCACUCCGUCAAGGAAAUAUACGAUUCUUUCUAACAAAGAUAUCUACAUAUAUUUCAGGGUGUUGAGUAUCCCUGGAAAUAAUCAGAAUUCAUGUAGAAAUUACAGUUUUGAAAAGAAAAAGUGGUCUCUGGGCACAAUUUAUCCUGGGAAGAAAAGACAUGUUUACUAUAUUUGCCAGGUCGCAGUUGCAAAUGAGAACUUGUUCUCAACUAGCCUACCUGGUUAAAUAAAGGUGAAAUAAAUACUAUAUUUGCCCACGCAGCUACAAGGAUGCACUUUCAAGGCUAGGUUCAGGACCUCAUACUGAAGCUGAAAGAGACUCCAGCUGAUAUAUAGAACAAUCUUUAAAUAUACUUCGAUUUAGAUACAAGCAUCAUGAAAUGAAUUUGACUUGGGGGAAAAUCUGUUUAUUGGACCUGAUUUGUUCAUCCACUUCCUCCAUGUGGUUUCUUCCUUCACUGACUCCGUCAAAUUAUAAAUAUUUGGUCAACUGAUACGUUUUCUGUAUGGUUUCCUAGAAAGAAGGGUGGCUCAACUUACCCUACUCUCCCCUAUGGCAAAUCACACAACAAUCACACAUCAAUGUCUACUGGAACAGUAGGGGGGGUCAAUAGUCUAGCCUGAGUCCCAGAUCUGUUGGUGCUGUCUUGUCAUGUCCAUUGCUAGGACUGCUGUCACACAUGUUGGGAAGACUGCACAGACAGAUCUGGGACUCGAGCUAUGGCAGCGUUUCCCAAACGUAGUCCUGUCGAUCCCAAGAGGUGCAUGUUUAUGGUUUUUGCUCUUAGCUGUACACAUCUGAUUCAAAACUCAUCUUUUGAUUAUUAGAAUCAGCUGUGUAGAACAAAGCCAAAAGGUGCACCUCUUGGAGUCUCCAGGACGGAGGAAACGAUGGUCUAGGGUGUCAACGGGAACAGGAUCACGUAAACAUGUAUUUCCUUCCCUCUCUGCUCAGCGCUGUGGGAGACUGGUGUUUUGUUUCUGUUUUAAAUGCACAUGUUAUUUUAAACUAUUGAAAGGCUCUUUGAAAGAAGACAUGUUUUUUUAUUUCUCAGAUGUUACUACUUUAUGACAUCAUGGAAAUAUUCAUUUAGUGUUUCCUCUCUUGUUAUGGAUUUUUAGAUUGUAUUUGUGAUGUUGUUCCUGGCAAUCUUUUUAGAGGGUUUUGUUCUUUUGAAAAAGGUCAAUAUUUAUUAAAUAUUUUGUAUGAAAAGAGAUAAUAAAACAGUCCCUGUUCUGGA